GGCUCUACGUAAACGGAAAAAGGAAGUGUUUGCCUACAAAGUGCUUUGUGAAUCUGAAGAACUGACGGCUUUGCCUAAAACUUUAAUCUCUGGAAAUAACAACGAGACAGUCCAUGACGGGUUGAGUGUGUUUCGUGUCUUUGCCUUCUGACCGUAAUCCCGAAAGACUGUGUUUAUGCUGCGUCGAGUGACAGAGUGACAGUGUUCGGCGGCUGAGGCGACAGACUCGUAGGUUCAAGGAGAAGAAUGGAUGAACGGCACAGACGUAUUUUGCAAAAGAAUCGAGUUCAGUUGCUGAAGGAACUGGAGCCAUCUUUGUUGUAUGAUGGUUUAAUUGCUAAAGGAGUGUUCACGCAAGACAUGAUUGAUGAAAUUCAGAACAAAUCAGUUCGCAGAGACUGCUCCCGGCAGCUGCUCACAGACCUUGAGGGUCGAGGAAGUCAAGCUUUCCAUCUUUUCCUGGAGUGUCUCCGAGAAGCUGGCCAAAACCGUGUGGUUGACAUUCUUUGCCAAAGAGGACAAAUUCCUGUUCAGCCCCCUAUCAUUGAACCUUUGCCGGUCAUAAUUCCAAAUACAACUCCACAUGCUUGGGAAUUCAAGGACCGUCUAGACCGAGGGGAUGCAACCACUGUCGUUAAGGGUGUUUCUUGUUCCCAAGAUAAAACACCACUCCCUAUUCAAUGCACAGAAGACCAGCACUUGCACCCUAAACCAAGCAGAGGAGUCCGUAGAAAUAGCCUGCAGUCAUACAAGAUGGAUUCCAAUCCCAGUGGUCUUUGCCUCAUCAUAAACAAUGUGGACUUCAUGCAGGAAAGUAAACUGAAGAGCCGUGCUGGUUCAGAUGUCGACUCUGACAAGAUGAAGAAGCGAUUUGAGGCACUUCAUUUCAAAGUUUCUGUAAAGAGAAACUUAAAAGCCCAGGAAAUAAAGAGAAGCGUGUUAGACCUGGCCAAAGAAGACCAUACCAGCUUUGACUGCUGCAUCGUUAUUAUUCUUUCACAUGGAAGAGAGGCAAAACACAGCCGUUUUCCAGGUGGGAUCCAUGGCAUUGAUGGCCUCUUUGUUACCAUGGAGACACUUACAAGUUAUUUUAAUGGCCAGAAUUGUCCUUCUCUUCAAGGCAAACCAAAAGUGUUUUUUGUCCAGGCUUGUGGUGGAGAUGAUAAAGAUACAGGGUUUGACGUACCAGCAGAUGAGUUUUCUUCUGCGAGCAGCCACCAUAGUGGAGAUGAUCAGACAGAUGCCGCACCUAUGAUGACAACAGUGAAGGAACUAGCAAGCUGUGAUGAACCUGAUGCCAGAACAUCAUUACCAAAUUCCAGUGAUAUUUUAGUGUCCUACUCAACCUUUCCAGGGUAUGUCUCUUGGAGAGACACCAGUACAGGCUCCUGGUAUGUGGAAACUUUGGAUGCUGUCUUAGAAGAAUAUGCAGGUAGUGAAGACCUGGUUACAAUGCUUAUGAUGGUCACAGACAAAGUUUCACAGAACUCAGCCAAAGGAAUCUACAAACAGAUGCCAGGAUCAUUUAAUUUCCUGCGUAAACACCUUUUCUUCAAGACGAGUGCCAGCAUGUAGCUUUGUCAGACGCGUGUCCUGCACCUUCAUGGGUGACUGUAGCAGCUGUGGCUUGACAACACACAAUGCAUUAAGAAUCAUUCUAAUUUUUUUUUUUUUGGUUCCUAAAAAGUGUAGCUUUCUAAUUUUGGAGGGUGAGUAAUUAUUUCCACUGAAAGGCCUGUUUUUCAGGUUCUCUACUCAGGUACGCUCUUGCACUACAGAUACUUUUCUUUUUUGCUCCCAAAGAUUGGUGCUUAGGUAAGGUAAGAACAGUGCUGCAGGUUAUUUAUAUGAGAAAAUUGGGAGGUCAUCAGAUUGACCAGCUGUGCUUCCCAUCCAUCAAAUUUAUAACCUGAUAUUAAUGAAAGUUGUUUCAUUAAAUUUUAACCUGAUAUAAAUGAAAGUCGUUUCUUUAACUAUGAACAAGUACUAAGAAGAAGAACAAAAACAUUACAAUAGUACCUACCGUAUGUCAGGAUUCUGACCAGUGCUGUCCUAAGCAACUUAGAGACCAUAAAAUCCAUAAACAACUCUGUGCUUUAAAUCAGUUGAAAUGGAGAAAAAAAACAUUUUUUGUGUAAUUCUAUCAUUUUUUUCAAAGCUACAGAAUAGCAUGCACAGUGAGUGGAGAUUGCUGAAAUUGGUUCAGUAGCCUAAGGCUGUAACUGGGUAGGUCUCUACCAGUUCUUGGCAAAUGCCAUUUUUUAUUUUAUAUAGUGUUAAUUAACUUUAAAAAUCCUUAUCCACAGUAUCAGUGAAACACAAAAUAUCGACCCCUUGUGUAUGAUUGCAGACUGUAUACUGUGUCUUAACACCAUUUGGCGCUUGUUAUAUUACAGGUGUUGUUUUUCCUGGUUUCUAAAGCCUUUGCUACACUUGAGUUUAAUUAAUUUUUGAGUGAUUUGUAUAAUUGCUUUUUGUAAAUGACAAACAAAAUAAUUCUUUAAAAAUUAAAAAAAAUUUCAGCAA
Molecule: messenger RNA, 2526 nt
Organism: Polypterus senegalus (gray bichir)
Lineage: Eukaryota; Metazoa; Chordata; Cladistia; Polypteriformes; Polypteridae
Gene: casp9
Product: caspase 9, apoptosis-related cysteine peptidase
Exons: 11
Coding region: 247-1575 (442 amino acids)
Biological process (GO): proteolysis; regulation of apoptotic process; intrinsic apoptotic signaling pathway in response to DNA damage
Cellular component (GO): cytoplasm
Source: RefSeq, a predicted model, not a curated record